Molecule: messenger RNA, 1272 nt
Organism: Epithele typhae
Lineage: Eukaryota; Fungi; Basidiomycota; Agaricomycetes; Polyporales; Epitheliaceae
Exons: 5
Coding region: 1-1272 (423 amino acids)
Source: RefSeq, a predicted model, not a curated record
AUGGGUGACAUGAGGGAGAUGCCGGCGGCGCGGACGAUGCGGGUGAGGUGGGCGACGUGGGUGAGGUGGGCGACGUGGGCGACGUGGGCGACGUGGACGAGGGUGACAAGGGAGAUGCACAGGGGUGAGGCGGAUGAGGUGCAGCGGUCGACGUGGGCGCGACACGGUCGACGCGGCGUGACACGCGGGCGAGAACGUGGUGGGCGCGUGACGCGGGCAAGGGUGACACGGUGGUCACAGGAUGAGGGCGCGAGGGCACGGGCGGGGGGACGGAGGGCGGAAGGACGCGGACGCGGAGGACGCGAGAACGCGGUGGGCGAGGACGAGCAGGAGAAACAGGGAACACAGGGGGUGGACGACGCCGGGGUGGACGACGCCAGGGUGGAGAAUGCGGAGGGCGCAGGGCGCAGGUGUGGAGAGCGUGACGGCAGCGAGGCGACGUGGGCGAGGGUGAAGGCGGGAGGGCGGACACGUGAAGGAGGGAGGGCGGAGGCGCGGACGGCGCGGACGGCGCGGACGCUGUGGGUGGGCGAUGCGGGAGAUGCGGGGGAAAGAGGGCAUAGUGGGCGACGGGGCGAGGUAGGGAGCAACAUGGGCGAGGAUGAGGACGAGGGGGCGAGUCAGCGGAGGUUGGGGGAUGCGGGAAGCAGAGGGGGCAGGGGAGCGAUGCGUGGGGCUAUGAGUGCGGGGGACGGCGUGAUGGGCGACGCGGGCGGACGUGGACAAGGCCGCGCGGGCGAUGUGGGGGCAAGAUGGGCGAGGGCGAGGCAGAGAAGGCGAGGCGGACGAGCGCGAGCGCGAGAGGGGCAACCUAGGAGGGGAAGGGGACGCGGGAGCAGAAGGGGCGGGAAGAACUUAAGUACUCACCAGAGGAGGCUGCAGGAGCUCACCACAACGGCCAGGCGCGCGAGCGCGAUGGCGCCGAGUGGACGAAGGAUCAGACGACACGCGCGGGGCAGGCGAGGGACGUGGGGGACGCGGGCGAGGGCAAGAGCGACGCGGGCGUGCCGGAAGAUGCGGGAGACGCGUGGCGGAUGUGAGGCGGAUCCGGGUGAUGAAGCGGAGGGCAGGGGCGUGAAGCGGAGGGCAGCGUGGGCAGAGGACGAGGGCUCGCCGGGGGGUGGCAAUGUGGCAAGACGGAUAGGCCCGAGAGUCGGAGAUCGGGGGCGCGGGAGCUCACCGCGAGCCCACAAAACAACUCCUGGGCUUGAGGACGGCCGCGCGCACGCGACGACGCAGCAUGGAUGGAGGGUAGAGGAUGAGCGAGGAUAG